Messenger RNA from Anopheles maculipalpis, 1327 nucleotides. RefSeq names its product UBX domain-containing protein 6 (gene Gint3). Lineage: Eukaryota; Metazoa; Arthropoda; Insecta; Diptera; Culicidae. Gene Ontology annotation, molecular function: protein binding. The record is from RefSeq and is a predicted model, not a curated record. The transcript has a single exon. Bases 1 to 1326 code for a protein of 441 amino acids. Gene Ontology annotation, cellular component: cytoplasm.
AUGGCACCGAGCAAGAUAAAGAACUUUUUCCUUAAGAAGAGAGCAGAAGCCAAGCUAAAGCUUGGUGUUACUGGUCCAGGCCGGAAGCUGAAUUCGGAAGCACCACCUCCAUCGGCGAAGGCCAGCUCGUCGAAGCAGAAAGAUGUGUACAUCCCGCCGAAACGUAGCGAACUAUCGGCGGAAGCGAAAGCAGCCGCAAAUGCCGCACUAGCACGCUUCGAAGGCAAGGACAAGAAAGAGUUUAACACAUCGCUUGCGGCAAUCCGGGCACAGGUUCGGAAGGAGCUGGAAGCGGAAAAGAAAGCCAAAGAAGCGGGUCAUUCAUCGGACCACGGUGAAACGGGGGACCAGGAUACGGCGCAGGAGGCAGCCGCCAGUCGUCAAGAUUAUGCCGUUCGUGGCGUAUUUUUCCGCUGCCCAAUGAUUGGGGACGAAAUUUUGCCCUACAAAGAAUGGAAAGGAAGAAUCAAAGAGUUUCUGUACGAACAGCUGGCCGCCGACCGGGGACUAACGGCGUGCCUGAUCAUCUACAACUGCAACCCCAAAGAUAAGGCGGAAUUGUGCAUCGAAACGCUUACCAAGUGCAUCGAAAACAUCGUCAACAAUCCGAACGAGGAGAAGUACAAGAAGAUUCGCAUGACCAACCGUAUGUUUUGCGACAAGAUAAAGGUAUGCGAAGGUUCGCUCGAUUUUCUCCACGCAGCCGGUUUUGUGGAGAUUGAGCUGGACAAUGAACCGCACCUGAUAUGGUCCGAGGAUAACAUCGAUCCGGAAUGUUCGCUUGAGGUUCUGCUCGAAGCGCUUAAGGCUGCCGAACCAAUCCCGGUUGAGCUGGACCGUAAUUUGCAGGUGUUGCUACCGUCGCAAGUGAAGCAAAGCAAUUUGCCACCGGACUUUUUCCGAAUAUCGCCGGAAGAAAUUAAGCGCGAACAGCAACUGCGCACGGAAGCACUCGAGCAGGCGCAAAUACUUAAAACGAAAGCAAUGCGCGAGCGAGAAGAGUUACGAACGGUAAAUCGGUAUAAAUUUUCGCUCGUACGCGUCCGUUUUCCGAACGGUGUAUACUUGCAAGGGACGUUCAGUGUGUACGAAAAGUUUGGCCAAGUGUACGAAUUUGUGCAAUCAUGUUUGAUGCACGAAUCGGCCGAAUUUUCGCUGGUAUUGCCCGGUGGGCAGAAAUUUGACGUCCAAGAAGAUCUGGACAAAACGCUGUACGAUCUGCGGCUAGUGCCGACGGUGGUGUUUAACUUUAUGUACGAGAACGAGUCGAAGAAUCUGACCGACUUCCUGAAGGAAGAGUUGAUGCUGUUGAUCCAAUCGUUUUAAG